GUCUCGUGCCGCCGAUUUUCUUAACCUUCCCAGAUUUCGAUCCAAUAUUGGUUUCCUAGGGUUUUUGAUUGAAAAAAUUUCUUGCCGUAAUGGAAAGAUCGGGGGUUUCUGAUCAGCAUACCGAUUCAAGAUACCCUUUCGAUUAUCAGAAACUAGAAGCCGAGACACCUCGCUCGUGGAACGCCGGUGAUUUCGACCGGCGAUUCGCGUUUUCCCGGCAAACUUCGUUUCGCCAGUCCGGUGAACAGCCUCCUCACACGCCAGUAUCGAUAAUUACUAACAAUCAUUCUUCGAAGAAGCCUAUACUUUCUCGUACUUCAUCUAAGAUUGACAUAUUUCCGACAACGAAGGUUUUUCCGCAGCAACGGGAAUAUGGAGGUGAUAGAAUAUGGAUGGAAGAAGAUUUUUCCUCUUUCAGUAAAAGUGAAAAGUUUUCAAUUUCAGCCUUUCUUCUUUCUUUCUAUAAUGCUAUUAGAUCGGGAAAUAGGCCGAUGAAGAGACUGGUUUUGUUGAUUUCACUUAACGUGGCCUGUUCUACUGCCGAAUUGCUUAUUGGUCUUCUAUCGGGUCGAGCAGGUUUGGUAUCAGAUGCAUUUCAUUUGACGUUUGGCUGUGGCCUUUUGACAUUUUCUUUAUUUGCCAUGGCUGCUUCUAGGAGAAAGGCUGAUCGAAUCUACACUUAUGGGUACAAAAGGCUAGAAGUUUUAUCAGCUUUUACCAAUUCUCUAUUUCUUUUGUUUAUGGCGUUUUCCUUGGCUGUUGAAGCACUUCAUGCUUUUGUACAAGAUGAAUCUGAGCACAAGCAUUACUUGAUCAUUUCUGCAGUAACUAACCUGUUUGUGAAUCUCAUUGGCAUUUGGUUCUUCAGGAGUUAUGCUCGUGUUAGUCUUGUUUAUAGAAAUGCUGAGGAUAUGAACUACCACUCAGUUUGCUUGCAUGUUGUUGCUGAUUCCAUUCGUAGUGCAGGUUUGAUUUUGGCAUCUUGGCUAUUGAGCCUUGGAGUUGAAAAUGCUGAAGUUUUGUGUUUAGGAUUAGUUUCAUGUUCUAUUUUUAUGCUUGCGAUGCCACUCUUCAAAACAAGCAGUGGCAUCCUUCUUCAAGAGUCACCACCCAGUAUUCAUUCCUCUGCAUUGGCCAAAUGCUGGAGACAGGUGGCGUCUCUUGAAGAUGUUGAAGUAUCUGAAGCGCGGUUUUGGGAAUUCGUGCCAGGUCAUGUGGUUGGAUCAGUAUCACUGCAGGUGAAAGAGGGGGUGGAUGAAAAAGCGAUAGUUGGUUUUGUACGUGAUUUGUAUCAUGAUUUAGGAGUACAAGAUUUCACACUUCAGUUGGACACGUCAGCAUGAGCCAGAUUAUCAUCUCAUGAAUCAUAUUAUAAGAAAAUACUCCUAUUAAAUAGUAAAUUUCAUGACAUCUUAUAGUGCGCACAUACAUGAGUUCCAAUAAUUUGAUGGGCUAAAAAUGAAUAUAAAAAAACCUCUAAAUUAGGA
Messenger RNA from Lactuca sativa (garden lettuce), 1487 nucleotides. Its product is annotated as Cation efflux family protein. Lineage: Eukaryota; Viridiplantae; Streptophyta; Magnoliopsida; Asterales; Asteraceae. The record is from RefSeq and is a predicted model, not a curated record. Gene Ontology annotation, cellular component: Golgi apparatus; membrane. Gene Ontology annotation, molecular function: zinc ion transmembrane transporter activity. Gene Ontology annotation, biological process: zinc ion transport; transmembrane transport; intracellular zinc ion homeostasis.